AUGAAGUUGUUGUCUCUCAUUCUUGCUUCGGCAGGCCUCGCGCAGGCCGCAUUCGAGUGGCAAAAUGCUCGCAUCGGUGGCGGCGGCGGUUUCGUUGCUGGCAUCGAAUUCCACCCAAAGGCCAAAGGUGUCGCGUACGCCCGGACUGACAUUGGAGGGCUUUACCGUUUGAAUGGGGAUGACGACUCAUGGACAGCUGUGACAGACGUCACGGCGACUGACUCUGGCUGGAACCGCUGGGGAAUUGAUGCCUUGGCUUUGGAUCCCUCAGACCCCGACAAGGUCUACACGGCCGUGGGCAUGUACACCAAUGACUGGCAAAACAGGGACCCUAACAACGGCUCAAUUGGCAUAAGCAGCGACAAGGGCGCUACAUGGACCUUUACAGAACUUCCUUUCAAGGUCGGCGGCAACAUGCCAGGUAGAGGAAUGGGAGAGCGCCUUGCUGUUGAUCCCCAAAACUCAGACAUUGUCUACUUCGGCGCCCGCAGUGGCAACGGGCUUUGGAGGAGCACCAACGGCGGCACCAGCUUCACCAAGGUCACAUCCUUUACCAACGUCGGCAGCUUUGCUGUGAAUCCUAGCGACACUUCUGGAUACUCAAGCGAUCUCCAGGGCCUGACCUUUGUGACCAUGGACAAAACCUCGCCUGCCCUUGACGGAGCGACGUCCAGGAUAUUUGUCGGCACUGCUGAUAAUGAAACCGCGUCGGUCUACAUGUCCAGUGACGCAGGCAAGACUUGGGACCCUAUUCCUGGCCAGCCUGGGCAGUUCUUCCCCCACAAGGCCAAGCUGCAGCCCGACGAGAAAGCUCUCUACAUUUCCUACAGCGACGGCACAGGCCCUUACGAUGGCAGCGCCGGUGCCAUCUACCGCUACGACAUUGCGGCCGCGACGUGGAAGAACAUCACACCACCUGGCGAUCGCUACUUUGGCUUCGGCGGACUGGCAGUUGACCUCCAAGUGCCAGGCACGCUCGUUGUUGCAUCACUAAACUCGUGGUAUCCAGAUGCCCAGAUCUUCCGGUCCACCGACUCGGGCGAAACAUGGUCGACUCUCUGGGGCUACAACGCGGACUCUCAGCUGGAGUACUACUACGGCAUCUCCACGCCCAAGGCGCCGUGGAUUUACAAGAACUUCAUCUCCAUCGACACCAAGCGCUUGGGCUGGAUGAUUGAGGCUUUAGAGAUCGAUCCUUUCGACAGUGACCAUUGGCUUUACGGCACCGGCUUGACCGUGUAUGGAGGGCACGACCUCACGCAAUGGGACACGGCUCAUAACGUUACGAUUGAAUCGCUUGCCGAGGGUAUCGAGGAGUUUGCAGUGCUGGAAAUCAAAUCGGCUCCCGGAGGCAGCGAGCUCCUCGCAGGCGUUCACGACGACAGCGGCUUCACCUUUUCGACAAAGAGCUCUCUCAGCAAAUCCCCUCCCUCGGCAUGGGAUAGUCCCAUGUUUACCGGGUCGGUAAGCGUCGAUUACGCGGGCAACGAAGUCGACAGGAUUGUGAGAGUGGGCAACACUCAAGGAGUGCCACAGGUUGCCAUCUCUAGCGACGGAGGUUCAUCCUGGAAGGUUCAUAGCGGUGCUUCCAACUCGCAGUCUGGUGGUUCCGUGGCCAUAUCAGCAGAUGCAGUCACUAUUCUCUGGUCUUCGGCCAACGAAGGCGUCUCGCGAUCCCUGAAUCAGAGCACCUUUUCUGCCGUGUCGAGCCUCCCUUCAGGAUCAGUCAUCGCCAGCGAUAAACAAGAUGGCGCGUACUUCUACGCCGCAUCAGGCUCAACUUUCUACGUUUCCAGCAAUGCAGCAUCUAGCUUCAGCAAGGGGGAGGCCAUCGGCUCAGCAACAAAGAUUCGCGACAUCGCAGUCCAUCCAACCAAGGCGGGAGACGUCUGGGUGUCAACUGACGUUGGCAUCUUCCACAGCGUCGACUUUGGCGGCUCCUUCACGAAGGUUUCGGCUGCGCUGACUGACACUUAUCAGAUCGCCCUCGGUCGUGGCGAGGGGACCACUUGGAACUUGUAUGCUUUUGGCGAUGGUUCUGCCGGACGCAAGCUGUAUGGAAGUGGUGAUCUUGGCAAGACUUGGGUUGACAUCCAAGGUGACAUCGGGUUCGGUGCCAUCGAUUCCAACAGGCUGGAGGGAAGCGGAAACCAUGCAGGACAGGUCUACGUGGGUACGAAUGGCCGUGGUGUCUUUUGGGCUCAGGGGUCGUUGUGA
Messenger RNA from Ilyonectria robusta, 2217 nucleotides. RefSeq lists its product as uncharacterized. Gene Ontology annotation, biological process: xyloglucan metabolic process. Gene Ontology annotation, molecular function: protein binding. The transcript is spliced from 3 exons. Lineage: Eukaryota; Fungi; Ascomycota; Sordariomycetes; Hypocreales; Nectriaceae. The record is from RefSeq and is a predicted model, not a curated record. Bases 1 to 2217 code for a protein of 738 amino acids.